This is a messenger RNA of Parathielavia appendiculata, 3366 nucleotides long. RefSeq names its product alkaline phosphatase-like protein. Gene Ontology annotation, biological process: dephosphorylation. Bases 1 to 3366 code for a protein of 1121 amino acids. NCBI's taxonomy places the organism in Eukaryota, Fungi, Ascomycota, Sordariomycetes, Sordariales, Chaetomiaceae. Gene Ontology annotation, cellular component: fungal-type vacuole membrane. The transcript has 5 exons. The record is from RefSeq and is a predicted model, not a curated record. Gene Ontology annotation, molecular function: protein tyrosine/serine/threonine phosphatase activity; alkaline phosphatase activity.
AUGGCCUCUUCUCGUUAUGACGCCAAGUCCAACGACCCUCCUCUCAUCGAGCGGAGCUCCAGCAUAAAGUCUUACACGACGUCUCGGGCCGCGUACCCGAGGCUCCGUGUCUUUUACAGGAAGCAUCAGCACGCCGACAAGCUGCCUACUUCGCCCGCUCCUGUACCGCUGCUGGUUUUUGUCCACGGCCUUGGUGGUUCGGUCGCGCAGUUCAAUGCUUUGCUCACCAGCCUCACUCCCAUCGCAUCAUGCCUGGCGGUUGACCUCCCCGGAUGCGGCCUCUCCGGGUUUGCCCCCCAACACUGGGAUGCUUACUCGGCAGAUGCCCUCGUUGAGCUGCUUGAGACGGUCAUCGAGGACCACCGUGAUGCGUCGGCCGGCCAAGGAGUGGUUCUGAUUGGCCAUAGUAUGGGUUCCUCCCUCGCCGCCCUGCUCGCCAACCCACGGAAACCGAAGACCGGACUUCACGAGCACGUUCUCGGCUUAGUGGCUAUAUGCCCCACUGCAGGGCACUUCACUCCGGACCGGGUUCGAAUGAUGCGAGCGGCUCUGUAUAUCCCCAACUUUCUCUUUAACCUCUGGAGAGCCUGGGACAGGCGAGGAGGUCUUGAAAGCCCCAGCAUCCACCGUUUUGUUGGGCCUGGUGCGGAUACGGAGACGAAGCGGCUUCAAUACAUGUACAACUUCCAGAGCCGGACGCCUGUCUGGCGGCGAAUGGCUUGGGGCGCGCUACCGACAUACUCCAACGGCGUGCCUUCGAACGGGAUAGCAUCACUUGACGUUUGGGCAGGGCUGGACAUCCCGGUAUUCCUGGUCGGGGGGACGGACGACCAAGUCGUUCCCCCGGGAGAGGUCGACAUGAUCGUUUCGGUACUAGCAGACAAGAAAACUGACUCUGGCUUGGAGCCCGACGGAGCCACUAGUAGCACCGAAGAGAUACCGGUUGCGAACGGAACAGCAGACAUCCCACAUCUGCCUCAACGCCCGAAGAAAGUGGUGGUGAGCAUCAAGCUUCCCAGCCCAGCUGGACACGGGUUGCUGUACGCCCCACCAACUGUGCCCAUCCUCGCCGGUCUCAUCUCCGAUUUCCUCUCGACCCACGUCACCGGUCGUCUCUCACUAGGCUGGCAGCUGCAGUACCUCUGUAGGGACGGGAAAUGGGACGUCAAGAACCUCGAGAAGUGGCGAAAGGUCGCGCCAGUGUCGGAGCCGAUAGGCAGAGUGUUUCGCGCUAUCAAGACCCUCCGGGAAGUGGACGAGGAGCACUGUCCGCGGGUAUUCGUUGAAAAAUGGGGAGACAUCAUCAAGGACGUCAUUGACAUAUCCCACGACAACCCAGUCUACGACCCGCGAGGCCUCGAACAGGGCGGCAUCCGCUACCACAAAUUUGCAACCCUGUCCAAGGUGCCGCCCAAUGACGCCGAGAUCAGAGGGUUUAUCGAUUUGGUGGACAAGAUCCGGGCCGAUCAGGAAGAGCGGGCCGAAGGCAAUGGGUGGAAGGACGGCUACGCUGUUGGCGUUCACUGCCAUUAUGGGUUCAACCGGACUGGGUUCCUGAUCGCGUGUUAUCUCGUUGAGCGGUGCGGGUUCACCGCCAAGGAAGCCAUCGAAGCCUUUGCCAAGGCCAGGCCGAACGGGAUCAGACACGAGCAUUUCAAGGAUCGGCUAUAUGUGCGAUAUUCGGGGUCCCCGAGGUCGGAGCGGACACCGCUCCUCGCGGACCGCCCGCGCAAUUCCGAAGACUCAACUCUCCGCGCCGAAGAAGAAGAUGCCGCCCUUCACAGCACCGCCAUUCCACCAAUUACUCGCCGCACCAGCAUGCGUGAGGUGGUCCUCUUUGUAUGGGCGCUUCUCGCAACUGCCGGCGUCAUCGUCCUAGCCGUAAUCCUCCAGCACCACAACUCAACCCACCCCUCGCCCUCAACCCCUCCUCCACCGCCCAUCGCCCCAGGCGACCCCUCCGCCGGCGGACCCUACCACAUUCCCACAAACCCCUCCAAGAAGCCGAAACGCAACCUCAUCUUCAUGGUCUCGGACGGCAUGGGCCCGGCCUCGCUCUCCCUGACCCGCUCCUUCCGCCAAUUCACGUCCUCCCUCCCGAUCAACGACGUCCUGACGCUCGACCGCCACUUCUGGGGCACGUCGCGAACGCGCUCGACAAACUCACUCGUGACCGACUCGGCCGCCGGCGCCACGGCCUUCUCGUGCGGCCGCAAGAGCUACAACGGCGCCAUCGGCAUGCUGCCGGGCCACCGGCCCUGCGGCACCAUGGAUGAGAUUGCGCUGCAGGAGGUUGGCGAGGGGCCGCUGGGGCGGAGCGUCGAUUUGAUUUUGGGUGGUGGGCGGUGUCAUUUCUUGGGGAACGGCACGCAGGGGAGUUGUAGGGCGGAUAAUGUGGAUGUUGUGCGGAUUGCGCAGGAGAAGCACGGCUGGAGUUAUAAGAGCGAUCGGAAGGGGUUUGAUGAGUUGAAGUUGGGGCGGAAUGUGACGCUGCCCAUGCUGGGUCUAUUCGCAGCGACGGAUGUGCCGUUCGAGAUUGACCGGCGGCACAUGGCGGAUGUGUAUCCGAGUCUGAGCGAAAUGGCUACCACGGCGUUGACGGCGCUGGAAGAGGCGACCAAGGAUAGCGACAAGGGCUUCUUUCUGAUGAUCGAGGGCAGCAGGAUCGACCAUGCCGGACAUUUCAACGACCCUGCUGCCCAGGUGCGGGAGGUGCUGGAGUACGACAAGACGUUCAAGAUGGUGGUGGACUUUUUAGAACAGUCCGACACGGAGGGCAUUUUGGUGGCCACGAGCGACCAUGAGACCGGCGGCUUGGCCACUGCUUGGCAAACACCCGGCGAGCUUCCCGUCUACAACUGGUACCCUACCGUCCUCGCCAAAGCCAACGCGUCGGCCGAGUACUGCACCUUCCUCCUCCGGCAGCACAUCGCAACUUCGCCUUCGGAAUCCAAGCAAUCCCUUGUCGACUGGAUCAAUCAAGAACUCGUCAUCCGCCGCCUCGGCAUCACCGACGCCCGCGAGGUCGAACUGAGCGCCCUCGCCACAAACCCCGAGGCCGCUAACCCCAUCUUCUGCCGCAUGGUCAGCGAGCGCGCUCACAUUGGCUGGAGCACCCACGGCCACAGUGCUGUGGAUGUGAACAUCUACAGCUCUGGGGGUGCGGCGGCCGAGAAGAUCAGGGGCAAUGUGGAAAAUACGGAUAUUGGGCGGUUUCUGAGCGGUUAUUUGGACGUGGAUGUUGAGGAGAUUACGAAGGAGCUGGACGAUAAGCUGAAGGGAAACUUACCGGUUGAGGCUUUGGAGAGUAAUGUGCUUGAGACGGGCGGGCAUCCGGCAGAGCGGCUGAGGGACGUUAGAUUCUAG